Molecule: messenger RNA, 1143 nt
Organism: Daldinia caldariorum
Lineage: Eukaryota; Fungi; Ascomycota; Sordariomycetes; Xylariales; Hypoxylaceae
Exons: 4
Coding region: 1-1143 (380 amino acids)
Source: RefSeq, a predicted model, not a curated record
AUGUGUGUCUGCGCUGCAGCUCCGCUGCGGCUAACUGGGAACCUGGCCAGACGCUCGUGCAAUGCGUCGAUCCCCCCCAUGAGUUGGCUCUAUCAUCUCUCGCACUUCCUCUUGCUAUGCCAACUAAGUGACUUAGAUGCGUCUUCUAAAUGUCAGCCCUGCGCCCAGAUGAAUAAGCCCUGCGUCACAUUGACCGGCAACGCCCGUGCUGCCGCCGAUAACCUCCGCAGCGCUUUGGACAGGAACCCUAACGCGCGUCCCAGCGCCGUUAUCCAGGCUCAGCAGGCGAUGAAGACAGCGCUCCAGGCCUUCAGAAACGAGCGCAACCUCCGCGAGGCUCGUGCCGUCGAGCAGCGCCGACGAGGCGGAAGACGACGCUUUCGCGGACACGGACACGGACACGCAGGCGACUAUCAGCCAGAGCCUCGCCGACUGCGCGGCCUAUCUCGGCGAUAUUCGCGACAGUGGCCGAGACCUCGACGCUCAGGAGUCGGAUGGUUGACGAUGAUGAUUUUCCUUGGCCGCGAACCUGGUCCUAAGCUAGCUAGCUUAGCUCACCCGGUACAUGAUAUCGUCUACCACGCAAGACCACCGUCCACUAGAUAUUACCACCACCACCUCCGCGUAGCCACCAUCGAGCUCGGGAAGCAAGAGGAAGACGACCAGUCUACGGGGAGCGAAACACCAAGGUCAACGGCGGCACUGGAUUCCUUGCCCCAGCCUGUCACGCAGCCGCGGGAACCACCCGGCCGUCUACGUCGUCUUCGUCUAGCGGCGGCGGCGGCGGCGACGACGACGUUAAACGACCUACUGCCACCACUACUACUACUUCUACUACUACUACUACUACUACUACUAGAAUUCAUAAUACCACAACUACUACAACUACGAUUCAUAGUACCGCAGCUGCCACUACUACGAUUCAUACUGCUGGUGCUGCAGUGUUGGCAGGUCUUCGUGCUGCUGCGGCGGCAGCGGGCGCUGGGCGCGGGGCCCACUUGCCGGCUGUCGCUGCCCCAGCUCGUCGUCUGCCUGUUCGUGGUCUGGUUCUGCGUCGACGCGAGCGCUCCCGCCGCCGGCUGGAGGUGGUGGGAGCCGCUCGCGGUGAGCACCGUGCUGUUGAAGAUUGUGCUUCCUCGGUGA